CAUUUGCAAAACGUUUUGCUAUAAAAAGACUUUAAAAUCAAUCCAUUGUUUGCAUCACUCGUUGGACACAAACAUAUCUGAACGCUAUGUUUGGCUCCAAUAAUAAGUCUUUGUUCGGCAGUUCCAGCACUUCCAGCGCCUUCGGACAGCCAAACACUUCCACAUUUGGAGUGCAAUCGCAGCCAACGAAUGGUCCCUUCGGAGGAAUGGCUGCAUCGCAACCGCAACAGACAUCACUCUUCGGCUCAGCCACUGGUCAGCCGUUGUUUGGGUCGACGCAGAGCUCUAUAUUCGGGUCGACGCCAAACACGGGCACAACCAAUACGUUUGGCUCGCAAUCGACGGCCAAUGCUUUCGGCGGAACCACUUCUUCUAUCUUCGGCGGAACCCAACAAAACAACUCACUCUUUGGCGGCAAUCGGUUCGGCACUGCGGCCACCGCUUCGCCAUUCGGUAGCACUUCGUUGGCGCCAACGAUGGCCGCACCCAACGGAACGACCGUUAAGUUUAACGCAACGGCCGGAACCGAUACGAUGAUGAAGAACGGACUCUUGUUCAGCAACCUUCUCGAGUCUGAGCUCCUGAUAUACCGGUUAUCCUUUCCGGGCGUUGUCAGCUGGCCAUACAAACCGUUGUGCUGCCCUCACAGCGGCCCUUUGUACAAGCCGCGGAGGACCGCCCCUCAGAACACAUUCAAUGCCACUCAAAACACGAGUCUUUUCGGUCAAAAUAAGCCCACUUUCGGGUCAAUGGCUCCGACGGGACCGACGCCUACAUCGAGUACGGGUCUGUUCAACACUUUUCAACAAAACAAACCAAUGUUUGGAAACACCACUUCAUUUCCAAGUGUCACGUCUCAGCCGUCGACCACUUCUAUGUUUGGUUCGGUUUCCACAUCUAAUCCCACACUUAAUAAUUCCUUUUUCAACACUGCGCCCAACACUACGGCUACUGUUAAGCCACUGUUUGGCGCGACGACAGCACCGACGCAGUCGUCUCUUUUUGGGGCAACAAAUGCACAGAACAAUAGUUUAGCCCCAAAGCCAUUGUUCGGCAAUCCGACCACUUCUGUGGCCCCGUUUGGCACAACUAAUACAUUAUUCAAUACGAGUCAACCUUCAAAUCUAUUCACCGGUUCUCAGCCAUCGCUGUUCAACACGGGUUCGGCCGCCAAUAACCAGACGCUAAACAAACCACUCUUCAACUUCAAUAGCACGCCAUCGAUGCCAUUGAACUCAUCGAUGGGCGGCACAGGAGUCACAUCGACGCCCAACAUGUUUGGCACCCCUUCUAACACGUUUGGGACGACGGGCUCAAUGUUCGGCGCCGUUCAGCCGAGCUUUAACUUCGGGCCCACAAACACCUCAUUCCAGUCCAACGCCUUUCAACCAAACACUGGACUGCAGCCGAUGCCCACCGCCAGCCCGUCAGUCAAUACCGACCAAUUAGUGACUCGUUUCCAGACCUUCCCGUACGGAGAUUCGCCGCAAUUGCAGAUCGAUGUGACCAUUUCGCCC
This is a messenger RNA of Medioppia subpectinata, 1517 nucleotides long. Lineage: Eukaryota; Metazoa; Arthropoda; Arachnida; Sarcoptiformes; Oppiidae. The record is from the annotation of a GenBank genome assembly.